Molecule: messenger RNA, 944 nt
Organism: Solanum tuberosum (potato)
Lineage: Eukaryota; Viridiplantae; Streptophyta; Magnoliopsida; Solanales; Solanaceae
Product: histidine decarboxylase-like
Exons: 2
Coding region: 39-767 (242 amino acids)
Biological process (GO): carboxylic acid metabolic process
Molecular function (GO): carboxy-lyase activity; pyridoxal phosphate binding
Source: RefSeq, a predicted model, not a curated record
UUAGAUCAUAUGUGGAAUACUAUUAUUUUUAAAAAUUUAUGUUAAUUUAUGUAUUUGUAGGAACUACCUACAAAGGAGCAAUUGAUGAUGUUGAUAUGAUCCUACAAAUACUUGAAAAUUGUGGUUAUUCCAAUGAUAGGUUUUACAUCCAUUGUGAUGCUGCACUAUAUGGGUUAAUUGUCCCCUUCAUCAACCAUGCGAAAAUAAUUACCUUCAAGAAGUCAAUAGGCAGUAUUUCAGUUUCAGGCCACAAAUUUUUGGGAUGUUCCAUGCUUUGUGGAGUUCAAAUAACAAGGAAAACUUACAUUGCUACUAUCUCAAAAAGAGUUGAGUAUAUUGCCUCAAUAGAUAAUACAAUUUCUGGAAGUCGAAAUGGUUUGGCACCAAUAUUCUUAUGGUACAGUUUAAGCAUGAAAGGUCAUGUCGGAUUGCAACAACAUGCCAAAAUGUGCUAUGAAAAUGCUAGGUAUUUGAAAGACCGGCUUCAUAAAGCAGGAAUUAGUGCUAUGCUCAAUGAGUUAAGCAAUAUCGUGGUGUUUGAACGACCUUGUGACGAUAAGUUCAUUCGUCGUUGGCAACUAUCUUGCACAAGAGAUACGGCACAUGUUGUGGUUAUGCCAGGCACAACAAAAGAAAUCAUAGACAAUUUUUUCAAGGAUUUAAUGCAAGAGAGGGAAAAAUGGUGUGGAAUAACUUUGGCUCCUUGUCUAGCAGAUGAUAUAGGUUCUCAAAAUUGUCUAUGCUCCUAUCACAACAUGCAUCACUAAAAUUCCGUUGGAAUGGUCUUGAUUAUGGAGUAUGUUGGAGUGACUCAAAAAUUGUUAUUAGAGUUUGAAAAUAAAUUUUCAUGUGUCUUUUUAUUUGAUUUUUUAAAAUUUAUAUUUUGAAAUGAGAAGUGUCUCAUUAUCAUCUUGUUUGCAACAAAUUUUGAAUAUGUGGAAAGU